Molecule: messenger RNA, 2269 nt
Organism: Drosophila persimilis
Lineage: Eukaryota; Metazoa; Arthropoda; Insecta; Diptera; Drosophilidae
Gene: Hydr1
Product: phospholipase ABHD3
Exons: 4
Coding region: 244-1827 (527 amino acids)
Biological process (GO): medium-chain fatty acid catabolic process; medium-chain fatty acid biosynthetic process
Molecular function (GO): monoacylglycerol lipase activity; acetylesterase activity
Source: RefSeq, a predicted model, not a curated record
CAGCGCCAUUGCAAUUGCUUGCAGUACAAAAAAAUAAUUGUGGUCCCCAGCGAAAAAAGUACAGCAAAGAAGUAAGCGCACAUUUACGGACCGUUAUGCAAAGCUGUAAAAUUGGCGGUGACCGGACAAUAAAUUGUAGCAAUAGCACUUGUAGUGCAAACUCUUCUCACAUCACAGUAUCGUAGUGAUAAGCAUUAGUGUAGCAUUAGAUACGGCUUGAUUGCCGAUUGCCAGCCCCUAGCCAUGUUGUGUGCUCUUGCCCGCGGUCCGCACCUAAAGGUGGCAGCCGUCUACUACAAUCUCUCCGACUUGCUAUGCACAAGUCGCGGCUGUGCCGUCCUGGCUGUACGCCUGCAGUCCGGCAGUGCUGGCAGGAGAAGCAGCAGCAGCAGCCACUAUCAUCAUCAUCAUCAACUACAACCCCGCCGAGAACUGCUUUCUCGCCCGUCUCGGUGUCGUGUCCAAAGUUCCGAGUUAGCAGUAAGAACGUUUCACUCAGAGCCAGUCGCGAUGUUCUACUCGAUGUACGCGUACCUCUCCAACCUGCCGCGUCUUCAUGUGCUCGGCCUGGCCAUUAUUGCCUAUGUAGUCUAUUACCUAAUCCAGGUGGUCAAGCGACCGAUAAUCGCUUGUUCGGACGGGCCGUUCAAGCAGUACUUGAUUCGGAAGGUGCCCACCCUGGAGAACAAGUACUGGCCCACUUUCUGGUGCGUUGAGAGCCGUGCCCAGACCGUUCUUGCGAGCCUGCUGCGCUCCAAGAGUCUGCCGCGCGUCAAUUACCGCCGCGAGAUUCUCAGCCUGACGGAUGGCGGAGAGGUGGCCCUAGACUGGAUGGAGGAGGAUUGCAACGUGAAUGCCCCCUGCAUUCUCAUACUGCCCGGACUGACCGGCGAGUCGCAGGCUGAGUACAUCAAGUGUCUGGUCUUCGCCGCCAAACAGUCUGGGAUGCGUGUGGUGGUCUUUAACAAUCGCGGCCUCGGCGGCAUUGAGCUAAAGACGCCGCGGCUCUACUGUGCCGCUAAUUGUGAGGAUCUCUGCGAGGUGGUCCAGCACGUGAGGAGAGUUUUGCCGGCUCAGUGCAAACUGGGGGCCACAGGCAUCUCCAUGGGAGGGCUGAUAUUGGGCAACUAUUUGGCGCGCAAGAGCGACGAGGCCCGCAGCUUUCUGUCGGCGGCCAAGAUCAUAUCUGUGCCGUGGGAUGUCCACAAGGGAAGCGCUAGCAUUGAAAAGCCAGUAAUCAACAGCUUGCUCGGUCGUCAUCUCGCUGGCAGUCUGUGCCGCACCUUGCGCAACCAUUUGGACAUUUACAGGGAAAUCUAUCAGGACUCGGACAUUGACAUACAGCGCAUUCUGCGCUGCAAGACCAUCAAGGAGUUCGAUGAGCUGUUCACCGCCAAGCAGUUCGGGUAUGCCCAUGUCAACGACUACUACUCAGAUGCGACGCUCCACAACAAGCUGGAUCAAAUAUCAGUGCCGCUCCUCUGCCUGAGCGCUGCCGAUGAUCCGUUCCAACCGUUGGACGCCAUCCCCGUCAAGGCCGCCAAUCAGUGUACCCAUGUGGCAAUUGUUAUCACGGCGCGCGGAGGCCACAUCGGUUUCCUAGAGGGCUGGUGGCCGUCCACCAGGGAUCAAUACAUGGGUCGACUGUUCACGGAGUACUUUACCAAGGCCCUCUUUGACGAGGAUGGCGAGUUUCAGCACACCUCCAAAAAAAUGUACGAACGGUUUCAGUCCAAACAGGCCCUGGCCCUGCCUGCGUCCGCCCUGCUGUUGGAGAAGAAGGUGGAAGUGGUGGAGCAUCUGGACCACAAGGUCAAGCUGAUGUAGAAGCCGCCGAUGACUAUGAGGUGAGAUGACGAUGCUGGCAAUACUCUUGCUCAACUAUUGCCUGACUAGAGGCGUUUCGUUUCCUUACGAACAACGAAACCAUACUCAAAUAAGCAAAAUUACCUGCGCAUAAAUUCCGUUUGCGAUUCCGAAGACUUUCCGAACACAUGUGAUAGAUGAAUAGUUUUUCCAAAACAAUUGAUCAAAAUCAGAAAACAAAGUGUAAGUCUGGGAAUAGAGAACAGAACAGAACAGGGACACGACAAUUCGACAGUUGCGGAUAUAUAGAUGCAUAGAUGCCCAAAUUAUAAAUAGUAUUCGUGACAUUAGGUACAUAUCAGAUUGGAAUAGAGAACAAAAAGCUUUAAAUUACUUUACAAUUCUUAGAGAUAAAUUCAAAACCUAUGUAUGACACAAUGCAAUAAACUUAUAUUUCUACAAA